Topomyia yanbarensis is the source of this 4785-nucleotide messenger RNA. RefSeq lists its product as uncharacterized. Gene Ontology annotation, molecular function: zinc ion binding; nucleic acid binding. The transcript is spliced from 2 exons. Bases 1 to 4785 code for a protein of 1594 amino acids. NCBI's taxonomy places the organism in Eukaryota, Metazoa, Arthropoda, Insecta, Diptera, Culicidae. Gene Ontology annotation, biological process: DNA integration. The record is from RefSeq and is a predicted model, not a curated record.
AUGGCGCUCAUACCAGAGGACGCGGUAGUCGAGCAAGAGGAAGAGUAUGCAUCAUUUGAAAACCUUCACAACUAUGUUUCCAUAGCGGUCGAGGAACUGAUCCUGCGGACAACAAACAGAGCAGUUGUACCUAAUAGCGCUCAGGUUGUCAUACAGCAACAGCCUUUGAAAGUGCCUAUUCCGACUUUCGACGGGAAUUAUUGCAAUUGGCCAAAGUUCAAAGCCAUAUUCCAGGAUUUGAUGUCCAAUUCGGGAGAUACAGACGCAAUAAAACUGUAUCACCUAGAUAAAGCCCUCGUAAGUGAUGCCGCUGGAAUAUUGGACGCUAAGGUGAUAAGCGAAGGCAACUAUCAGCAUGCUUGGGAAAUAUUGACAGAUCGAUAUGAGAACAAGCGAGCAAUAAUAGAGUCUCAUAUCCGUGGUUUGUUGUCACUAAAAAAGAUGGUAUCUGAAUCACACAAAGAAUUGAGAAGAUUAUUAAACGAAGCCACAAAUCAUGUUGAAAGUCUUCGUUUUCUUGAACAGGAUAUUAUUGGCGUGUCGGAACACUUUGUCGUAUAUCUAAUCAUCAGUUCGCUCGACAAGUCUACUCGUAAAGCAUGGGAAUCAACACAAACGAAGGGAGAUCUGCCGAAGUAUGCUCAAACUAUCGUAUUUUUGAAAUCACGGUGUCAAAUAUUAGAAAACUGUGAAGCAGCAUAUCAGGAACAAUCGCCAUCACUCGUUAAGCCGAAACAAGCAAUUACAUCGCAGAAAAUCCAACCGCAAAAAAGCUAUGCGGUCUCAACUAGUUCCGCGUUGGUCGAAAUUGAAUGUGACAUUUGUGGUGGCUCACACCGCAAUUUCCAGUGUUCAGAGUUAAAUAAUCUAACUGCUGCUCAAAAAAGUGAGAAGAUUCGAAGUAUUGGAAUCUGCUUCAAUUGUCUUCGAAAAGGACAUUUCGCCAGAGAGUGUUCUUCUGAUAAAACGUGUAGAAAAUGUCAACGACGUCACCACACACUACUUCACGAAGAGAGGACAUCCAACAAAGAUGACAUAUCGUCUAAUGUUUUCACUUCCAUUGAAAAUAAAGCGGUAGAGUUUUCGAUGGUCGCUCCUGCAAUUAUUCAACCGACUGAGAAUCAAAUCACACCAACUACGACAGAUUCUUCUGUGUCUACAAUGUGUUCAUGUAACUUCACAUGUGAAAGGAAAACCGUACUUCUUCUAACUGCGGUUGUGCAUGCUCUGGACAAGGACAACCAGCCGCAUCUCUGUCGUGUUCUCUUAGACAGCGGUUCUCAAGUGAAUUUUGUAACAGAGGAAAUGGCUAAUAUACUCGGUAUUCCUAAGCAACGAGCAAAUGUCCCAAUCACUGGUAUUAAUGCAUUGCGAACUCUUGCUCGCGAUAAAGUGGACGUUAUGUUCCGGUCCCGUGUAUCUAGUUUUCAAGCUAGCAUCGAAUGUCUAAUUACACCUCAGGUAACUGGAACUAUUCCUACGUCAAAAAUUGACAUUAGCCGAUGGCACAUUCCGGAAGGAGUGAGUCUUGCCGACCCAGAGUUUUAUAAACCGAAAAAGGUGGACAUGUUAAUCGGAGCCGAACUAUUUUUUGAUGUCUUAAAGAAUGAUCAGCUGAACUCAACAUCUAAUAUGCCACAUUUACGCGAUACCCACCUCGGAUGGAUUAUAACAGGUGCAAUCAACGAACCUCAUGAGUCAGGCGGUUUUCUUCAGCACUCCAACUUGGCCUCCAUAGAAACCAUCGAAACAUUGCUGCAACGAUUCUGGCAAGUGGAAGAAGUCCUAGAUAUACCUAAGUUUUCCACUGAGGAAUUAGCCUGCGAAGAUCAUUUUGUGUCAACUUUCAACCGCGACGCCUCUGGAAGAUUCAUAGUGAGAUUACCACUGAAGGAUAAUGUUGUCAUGCUGAAUGACUGUCGUGCACUCGCACUAAAAAGAUUUCUGAUGCUAGAAAGACGACUGGUACGUAACCCCGAUCUGAAAAAGCAAUAUAUAGAGUUUAUGCGUGAGUACAGGGACCUUGAGCAUUGUCAUGAAAUUAUAGAAGCUAACGAUCCACCAAAUCAAAAAAACUACUACAUGCCGCAUCAUGCCGUUUUGAGGCCAUCCAGCUCCAGCACUAAAUGUCGUGUUGUUUUUGACGCCAGCGCUAAAUCAUCCUCAUCGGAUUUGUCUUUGAACGACGUGCUCCUCAUUGGUCCUGUUGUGCAGAAUGAUUUGUACACUAUUAUGUUGAGAUUCCGUAAGUAUAAGAUUGCGUUUUCUGCGGACAUUUCAAAAAUGUACCGCCAGAUACUUGUGGCACCAGAUGACCAACAUUACCAAAGGAUAUUCUGGAGAGAGCAACCGACCGACCCGCUACAAGUUUUGGAACUGGACACAGUAACUUACGGAACCGCAUCUGCACCUUAUCAAGCCACGAGAUGUUUAAUUCAGUUAGCCAACGAAGAAACUGAAGCGAUGCCAAUCGCUGCCCGUAUCGUAAAACAGGAGGUGUAUAUGGACGAUAUUCUUACAGGAGCAGAAACAGUAGAAGAAGCCAUCGAAGCCCAACAUCAGUUAAAACUACUACUUAGUCGAGGUUGUUUCCCUAUACACAAAUGGUGCUCGAAUUCCCAAGAGUUUCUACAGCACAUCCCACAACAGGAUCAUGAGAAACAAGUUGCCUUGGCGGACUACGCAGCAAAUAAGGUCAUUAAAGUAUUAGGUUUACUGUGGGAUCCUAAUGAAGACACCCUGUUCAUUGCUCAUCAUCCUCAACAAACGGUAGAGCACACACAGAUCGUUACGAAAAGAAUGAUAUACGCCGAAGUUGCAAAAAUGUACGACCCACUUGGAAUAUUUUCGCCGGUCAUUGUCGUAGCGAAACUAAUUGCGCAACAAGCUUGGAAGUCGAAGGCCGGAUGGGAUGAUCCAGUAGAAGAAGGUUUGGCACAAGAAUGGCAUGAAUUCAAACGUGCUUUACCGCAAAUAAAUCUUAUCCAGGUCCCAAGGUGUGUAACAUUCAAUGAUGUAGUCGCUUACGAAUUGCAUGGAUUCGCGGAUGCGUCGACGGUGGCAUAUGGAGCGUGUGUGUAUGUGCGAAGCUUAUUCACCGAUGGAUCUGCAAAAUUGCGUCUUUUGAGCAGCAAGUCAAAGUUAGCCCCCCUCCACGAGCUGUCUGUCCCAAGGAAAGAACUGUGCGCCGCUUUGCUUUUAACACGGUUGGUCGAAAGGAUAAUACCUGCCUUAGAAAUGGAUUUUCAAGACGUUGUACUUUGGAGUGAUAGUACAAUAGUGCUGGCUUGGAUUACGAAACCCCUUAAUAAGCUCCAGUUGUUCGUGAGAAAUCGGAUCGCUGAGAUACAGAAAUACACCGGUAACUACACAUGGCGCUACAUUCGUUCCCAAAAUAAUCCGGCAGACGUCGUGUCCCGUGGCCAGCUACCGGAGUUAUUGAGUCAAAAUUGCCUUUGGUGGGACGGUCCAGGGUCCCUUCACAAACUACACUAUGAAAUUACAAACUUGCAGGAUAUACCGGAUGAUUUGCUUCCUGAGAUGAAAGUAGUGGUUGCCAUGCCAGUCGUGAGUAUUCAGCCAUUCCCAUUUUUCUACAAGUUUAGCAGUUUUCGUAAAGUACAACGCAUAAUGGGAUAUGUACUGCGGUUCAUUAGCAACUGUCGAAAGAAAAUAGCCGCUAAACGAAACCUGUUUCGACAUUUGACUAUUGAAGAGCUGCGUAAGUCUACAGAAACAAUACUUCGUGUAAUUCAACACGUUCAUCUAGAGGACGAAAUUCGUCGGGUUCUGUUGAACAAACCAAGUAAGACAAUCGGUAAUCUUCGACCAAUUUACAUAGACGGUUUACUUCGUGUCGGCGGAAGGCUUGAUCGUUCUCAACUUUCUUUUGAAAAUCGUCACCCAAUUAUCCUGCCAAACAAGGAUCCUCUAGUGCGCAAUCUAAUACAGGAAAUGCACGUCGACCUUCUCCAUGUUGGGCAAACUGGAUUAUUGAACGCAAUUCGUCAGCGGUACUGGCCGUUGAAGGCUCGUUCCACCAUAAGACAAAUAACUCGCAGAUGUGUAAGAUGCUUCCGUACAAACCCAACCAACAUGACGCAGCUGAUGGGAACACUACCAAAGGCAAGAGUUGUUCCUUCCCCACCCUUUGCCGUGACUGGUAUAGAUUACGCUGGUCCGUUCUUCAUCAAACAAGGAUUGCGUCGUCCUGCACUAAUAAAGGCAUACAUCGCUGUGUACGUAUGUAUGGCAACUAAGGCCGUUCAUUUGGAAGCCGUUACGGACCUAAGUUCCGAUGCAUUUUUGGCAUCCCUCCAACGUUUUGUCAGCCGUCGAGGACUACCACAACAGCUGCACUCCGACAAUGCUACAAAUUUCAAGGGCGCCAACCAUGAGUUACAUGAACUAUUUCGACAGUUUCAGAACGAGCGGACUCUACAAGGAAUACACGAGUUCUGCCAUGUACGAGAAAUAGAGUGGCACUUCAUCCCACCAGAAGCACCUGAGUUUGGCGGAUUGUGGGAAGCGGCUGUAAAGUCAACGAAAACGCAUCUUAAACGCAUCGUAGGAAAUGUUCGACUGACUUACGAAGAAUUAGCGACGGUGCUAGCUGAGAUAGAAGCAGUUUUGAAUUCGCGUCCUCUUUUUAGCAUUUCGGAUGAUCCGGCGUCCGCUCAUUGCCUUACCGGAACCAUCAUUGGAGGACGUCAAAGAGAGUCGUCUAAAACGUUGGCAACACCUGCAGCUAAUGCGCCAACACUUCUGGAGUGCUUGGAGCCGUGA